AUGGCUACAAAAAUACACCACCUUCCUAUGAAAUCCGUUUUCCUUCUCUAUUUUUUGUGCUUGUGGACUAGUCCUCAUGCUGCAGAAAGAGAUAGUCUCAAACCGGGUGACACCCUCAAUUCCUCAAGUUCUCUAGUUUCUGCAUCAAGGAGGUUCGCUUUGCGGUUUUCUCAGCUAGGCAAUGACAAAAGUACCAACGUCAACAACUUAUUAUUAGGUAUAUCGGACUGUGCUUCCGAGUUAAUAGUAUGGCACGCAGGCAACAAUAAUAUCGCCAGGAAUUCCAGCGUUCUUACCUUGGACAACGAGGGAACAUUGAAAGUUAUAACACGCCAAGGUGGGGUUCCUAUGGUGCUAUAUAAUUCUUCCACUCAACCUACCAAUAACACUAUUGCUACUCUAUUGGAUUCGGGCAAUUUUAUCUUGAAAGAAUUGCACUCCAAUGGAUCUACAAUGCGUCUGUUAUGGCAAAGUUUUGAUCAUCCUAGCGACACAUUUCUACCAGAGAUGAAGUUAGGUGUCAACCACAAGACUGGCAAAACUUGGUCACUCGCAUCAUGGUUAGCUGACUACAUCCCAACUCCCGGGCCUUUUAGUCUUGAAUGGGAUCCUAAGGGACGCGAAUUGAUCAUUCGGCGAAGAGGGGUUAUUUAUUGGAAAAGUGGAUACAGAUUUCAGAAUCUUUUACCGGAUGCAACAUCCAUAUAUGAGUUCAAAGUGGUUUCAAAUGGGGAAGAAGAAUACUUCUCUUUCAGUGAUAAAAAUCAAAGUCAGCAGUCAGAAUUAAUACUAACAACUACAGGGCAAUUGAAGGUUAUCAAAGGACCCAUUAUUGCCCGAGCUGAUAUUUGCUAUGGCUAUAACACUAAUGGAGGAUGCCAGAAAUGGAGGCAGCCAGAGUGUAGGGAUGGUGAGGAACUUGAUUUUAGUUCUGGGUAUUUCAUUAAAAAUGAAGAUCAUUCAACCAAAAUUGCAAAUGCGAGUCUUAGCAUCAGUGAUUGCAGAGCAGAUUGCUGGAACAACUGUAGUUGUGUGGCUUAUUCUUCUCUAUCUGAUAAUGCCACAGGAUGCCAAUUCUGGACAGAAAUGUCGUGGUUCAUUCCGGGAUACUCAAGGGAUCUUUUUGUUCUAAAACCAAAGACUUCUGAGAGUCGUUCUCACGAUGGAACAAAGAAUUGGAGAUGGAUUUCAAUUGCCAUAGCUGAUGCCGUAAUUGUGGGUUUUUUCUGCAUGUUGUGUUAUCUACUAAUACGGAGAAAACUUGUACUUCGAGAGAAAAAGAAGUUUGAAGAUGAGAAUGAAAUACUUGCUUUAGUGAGGUUGAAUACAUCUACAAAUGACAUUGAGAUUCCAAAUGAUGGAAAGAAUGGGCAUGAUUUCAAUAUAAUUAGCUACACAAGUGUCAUAUCUGCAACAAACAACUUCUCAUUAGAAAAAAAGCUUGGAGAGGGGGGCUUUGGACCUGUUUAUAAGGGAAAACUACCAACAGGACAAAAAAUAGCUGUAAAGCGAUUAGGAAGGAACUCACGACAAGGAAUACUUGAGUUUAAGAAUGAGUUGAUACUCAUAUCUAAACUUCAACACAUGAAUCUUGUUAAACUUAUUGGUUGUUGCAUUCAUGGAGAAGAUAUGAUGUUAAUUUAUGAAUAUAUGCACAACAAAAGCUUAGACUAUUUUUUAUUUGAUUCGAAUAGGAGCAAGCUACUAGAUUGGAAAAAACGCUUCAACAUAAUUGAAGGAAUUGCUCAAGGAUUACUUUACCUCCAUAAAUACUCAAGGUUGAAAGUAAUUCAUAGAGAUUUAAAAGCUAGUAACAUACUACUAGACAAAAAUAUGGACCCCAAAAUUUCUGAUUUUGGCAUGGCUAGAAUUUUUAAUCCACAUGAAUCGGAAGAAAAUACAAAUAGAAUUGUUGGAACAUAUGGCUACAUGUCACCUGAAUAUGUUACGGAAGGCAUUUUUUCUACAAAAUCUGAUGUCUAUAGCUUUGGAGUCUUAAUGCUUGAAAUUGUGAGUGGUAAAAAAAAUAAAAACCUCUACCGCACUGACCAUGUGCUCAAUCUAGUAGGACAUGCAUGUGAUUUAUGGCAAGAAGUUCAAGGGUUGGAAUUAGUUGAUCCAACAAUAAGGGGUUCCUGUGUCAACUAUACGGUGUUGAGAUGCAUCCAUAUUGGUCUCCUAUGCACAGAAAUUAGUGCAAUUAAUCGGCCCACCAUGCUAGAUGUGUUAUCUAUGCUGACAAGUGAAAGUACACAAUUGCCUUUGCCCAAAAAACCAGCAUUUACCUUUGGAGUUAAUGGAGUAGUAGGGGAAAAUAUUCUUGAUAAAGAACCAAAUGCUUAUUCAGUGAAUAACUCAACCAGUUCCAUUAUGUGUGGACGAUAG
This is a messenger RNA of Quercus lobata, 2385 nucleotides long. Its product is annotated as G-type lectin S-receptor-like serine/threonine-protein kinase At1g67520. The transcript has 7 exons. The coding region runs from base 1 to 2385 and encodes 794 amino acids. Gene Ontology annotation, cellular component: plasma membrane. Gene Ontology annotation, molecular function: ATP binding; protein serine/threonine kinase activity. NCBI's taxonomy places the organism in Eukaryota, Viridiplantae, Streptophyta, Magnoliopsida, Fagales, Fagaceae. Gene Ontology annotation, biological process: protein phosphorylation. The record is from RefSeq and is a predicted model, not a curated record.